AUGUCUCAAAUCCUGCCGUACGGCACCAGAUACGAUGCCGAAUAUGAUGUGGUAGUCGUUGGGUCAGGGGCAGGGGGACUGACUGCCGCCUUGACGGCAACUCUCAAGGGCAAUCGAAAGGUCCUCGUCGCUGAGAAAACGAAGUGGUUUGGAGGUACGACAGCGUACUCAGGAGGGGCUCUGUGGCUUCCUAUGAACCCCGUAUCAUUGUCUGCCGGUUUCCAGGACUCAAAGGAGCGCGCAGAUACAUAUUUACGGACUUACUUGAAGGAAGACUACGACAGUGCUAAAACAAUGGUGGCGGCCUAUCUCGAAGCCGCCCCAGCAAUGACUGAAUUCCUGGAAUCUAGCUCAGCCACACAGUUCGUCGCUGCACCUACCCCAGACUAUUACAUGCAGCUGGAGGGGGCUUGCGAAGCAGGAAGAACUGUUCUAAAUGCACCCUAUGACGGGCGAAGACUAGGCCCGAUGGUCAAGCAAGUGCGCUAUCCACUGCAAGGAUACUGCGCCUUUGGUUCGUUACAAGUCGACCUCCUGGAUAUGAAUAGGUGGAGACAACCCUUCAGGAGUCUGGGAAACUUUUCAUCGGUCACUAAAGGUGUCCUGCGAUACGCAAUUGACCGCGUACGGUGGGGAAAAGGAACGAAGCUGUGCAACGGCAAUGCCUUAGUCGGUCGACUACUGGAGAAAUCUACACAGUCUGGCAUCGAUCUCUGGAAUAAUGCUCCAGCUCUCGAACCGAUCAUCAUGAACGGCCGCGUUGCUGGCAUGGUGAUCAGGAGAAAUGGCCAGAAGCUGAGAGUACGGGCACGAGACGGAGUCAUUCUGGCAAGCGGUGGGUUUGCACGAUCAAGCGAGCUGAGCCGCAAAUACCUGUCAAACCCCGACUGGACAGUCAGCCCUCGAGGAAAUGUGGGAGACGGAAUGCGAUUCGGUCUUGCGAGUGGAGGAUACUUGCCAGAACCCCUCGGGGAAGAUGCCGCCUUAUGGUCUCCUAUAUCAAUUUUGAACUCUACAAAAGGACCUGCUCGUUCUUACCCUCAUUUCGCUACUGCUAUCACCAAACCAGGCUCGAUAAUGGUGGACAGUGACGGCAAACGGUUUGUCAACGAAGCAGCGGCUUACCAGGAUCUGGGACGCGCGACUCAUGAGGCGGGUGUCCGUGUUUCUUACUUGGUUGGAGACAAAAGACAUCUUCGGAACUAUGGAAUGGGCAUGGCUUUACCAGGAGGGUACCCUAUUAGGCACCUCAUCAAGCGUGGCUAUCUCAUCCAGGCUCAAAGUAUUCCAGCCCUUGCACAAAAGAUCGGGGUAGAUCCUACCAAUCUUUCAGCUACUAUCGACCGGUUCAAUGGAUUUGCUCGCAAAGGCAAAGAUGAGGACUUUGGCCGCGGAGAUGGAUCGUUCGACCAAGCGUACGGCGAUUUCGAAGUUAAUCCGAAUCCAAGCUUAGCACCCAUUGAGAAGAGCCCAUUUUAUGCUUUGACUCUAUACUCAGGAAAUGGCAUCACUAUGUAUGGCUUGGCGACGAACAAGGAUGGCCAGGUGCUGAAGGAAUCGGGAGAGCCAGUACCUGGUCUAUAUGCCGUGGGUGCAGACUCGAAUCACUUCUUGCGAGGGAAAUAUCCAUCUGGUGGCCUGACUCUAGGCCCUUCAAUGGUGUUUGGAUACCGUGCAGGUCUCCAUAUUGCAGGUUGA
Molecule: messenger RNA, 1698 nt
Organism: Exophiala spinifera
Lineage: Eukaryota; Fungi; Ascomycota; Eurotiomycetes; Chaetothyriales; Herpotrichiellaceae
Exons: 2
Coding region: 1-1698 (565 amino acids)
Source: RefSeq, a predicted model, not a curated record